Iphiclides podalirius (scarce swallowtail) is the source of this 261-nucleotide messenger RNA. Lineage: Eukaryota; Metazoa; Arthropoda; Insecta; Lepidoptera; Papilionidae. The record is from the annotation of a GenBank genome assembly.
AUGUUAGAGACAUUCGCCGGUUCCCUCGAUAACGACGGCAGCGGAAUCGGACGCCGCGAACGGUACUUCCGAAAUGUUAGCGGGGGGCAUUUCUACCCACCCGCGGCCGGUUUCAUUGUAUGCAAAUCGUGCCCGUGGCCACCUAAUAUCUCACGUGGGCUCUGCCGUGGAACGGCCAAAUUACGCGCACCACGGGGCCCCGAAAGGUCUAAAAGCCUCGUAUCACAGUUCCGCAGCGUGAGCCAUUUUCUGUCUUCCGAG